This is a messenger RNA of Funneliformis mosseae, 672 nucleotides long. The record is from the annotation of a GenBank genome assembly. Lineage: Eukaryota; Fungi; Glomeromycota; Glomeromycetes; Glomerales; Glomeraceae.
AUGUCAAAUUCGCCAUUGAAUAUCAAUUCAACCUUCGAAUUUUCAAUCCCUCAUACGAUAACGAGAUAUGAUAAAGUUAUAUACACACCGGCAUUUUCCACGGGGGACAAUAUUUUUUGGCAAUUGGAAUUUCAUCCGACGGAACCGGAAAAUAUAGAAUUUUGUUUAUUAUACCUUAUAGCGAUACCGAAUCCAGAUGAGACGCAAACGAUGAAAUAUUGGGAUAAACGCUCCAACCUUUCCGCAAUGAUAUACAUCAAGAAUUGCAACUAUUACAAAUCUUAUUCCCUAAGAACGGAUGAUUACUCCGUGAGGAACAGAGCAUGGGGAAAGAAUUUUAAUAAGCCAUUAAAUACAAAUUAUCCGAUAACGAUUGGGGUGACAUUCAACAAUACAAAACUUGAGCGUAAUCAGAUCGAUUCACCGAUGACAACCACCUCAAAGCCAAAAAAGAUUAUAAAUUUGUGGGAGGAAGAACUUUAUGAUAGGGAAUCAAAUGACAUACAAUUUGAACUGAAGGAUGGUACAACCUACGCUCGUAAAUCAAUGUUAUUAAAACGUUCAGAAUAUUUUCGUAGAUUAUUUCAAGGAAGUUGGAGCGAGACCAAUAAGUCAAUACAAGAGAUUGAUAAUAAUUCUCAUUACGUUAUUAAAUCCUUUAGAAAUAUUUAA